Molecule: messenger RNA, 3265 nt
Organism: Eurytemora carolleeae
Lineage: Eukaryota; Metazoa; Arthropoda; Copepoda; Calanoida; Temoridae
Product: insulin-degrading enzyme
Exons: 31
Coding region: 84-3101 (1005 amino acids)
Biological process (GO): peptide catabolic process
Cellular component (GO): mitochondrion; cytosol
Molecular function (GO): metalloendopeptidase activity; metal ion binding
Source: RefSeq, a predicted model, not a curated record
AUAAUUAUUUUACUGUGUGUACUGUCACUGUGCGUGACUCAGUGAGUCUACUCUUCUCUGCCAAGUGUUUAAACUUGACUGUAAUGAUAAGAAACAGGUUUCAUAACGUAAUUUGCCUUUCAACCAAAAUUCGCGGAAUUCAACCUGCACGGAAAAUCCACGGGAUCUCUGGGGAAUCGAAAAUUACAACUGGAGUUUUAGAACAAGUAUCUAAUUCGAGCGUUGGCAAGAAAAGUUUGUUGAGUACAAUGCCAGCACUGAAAACUACCGUGAAUAACAUAAUCAAGUCAGAGGAAGAUAAAAGACUGUACCGCGGAUUAGAGUUGGAGAAUGGAAUGAAAGUUCUUCUUAUUUCUGAUCCAACCACAGAUAAAUCCGCAGCAGCUAUGGAUGUUCAUGUAGGCAGUAUGUCUGACCCACGGGAACUCCCUGGUCUUGCGCAUUUCUGUGAACACAUGUUGUUCUUAGGUACUUCCAAAUAUCCUGAUGAGAAUGAAUACAACAAGUUUCUGAGUGUGAAUGGAGGAAGUAGCAAUGCUUUCACAGCUAGUGAUCAUACAAACUACUACUUUGAUAUUUCUCCAGAUAAACUUGAGGGGGCCCUUGAUAGGUUUAGCGAGUUUUUCCGGACACCUUUGUUCACUGAGAGUGCUACUGAACGUGAAGUAAAAGCUGUAAACAGUGAACACGAGAAAAAUAUUCCAGCGGAUGCCUGGCGUAUAAAUCAAAUUGAAAAAGCUACAGCGAACUCUGAACAUGAUUUCUCCAAGUUCGGAACAGGGAAUAUAGACACACUGGAUAGAAUUCCAAAGGAGAAAAAUAUGGUUGUACGAGACGAGUUGCUGAAGUUUCAUAGUCAUUUCUAUAGUAGUAACAUCAUGGGGUUAGCAGUCCUAGGACAACAGGACCUGGAUACUCUUGAGAAUCUGAUCAUUGGGCUCAUGUCUGAUGUUGAAAACAAAAACGUCGAAGUUCCGAGCUGGGCGGAAGCUCCGUUUACUGAGAAAGAACUACAAACUAUUACUUAUAUUGUUCCUGUGAAAGAUAUCAGGAGUUUGAGUAUAACCUGGGGAAUACCUGAUCUACGAGAUGAGUAUAAAUCCAGCCCUGGCAGCUACCUGGGUCAUCUUAUAGGACAUGAAGGACCUGGGAGUCUGCUGUCUGAGCUGAAAUCCCGAGGCUGGGUCAACAACCUCGUUGGAGGUCAAAAAUCCGGCGCUAAGGGAUUCGGUUUCUUUGUUGUGAACGUGGAUUUGACCGAGGAUGGAAUCCAACAUAUAGAUGAUAUUAUUACACUUAUAUUUCAGUAUCUUGAGCUGCUGCGCAUGCAUGGUCCUCAGGAAUGGAUUUUCCAAGAAUGCCGAGAUCUCAACGCAAUGCAGUUCAGGUUUAAGGAUAAAGAAAGACCUCAAAGUUAUGUUUGUGGACUGGCAGGACAUCUUCAUGAUUAUCCUACUGAGGAAGUACUAAGUGGAGGUUAUCUAUUAACUGAAUGGAAACCUGAGUUGAUUACUGAAGUAUUGAAUCAUUUGAUCCCAGAUACCGUUAGGGUUGCAGUUACUGCUCAGAGAUAUGCAGAUAGAUGUAAUACUGUUGAACAAUGGUACGGAUCAAAAUACAAAACAGAGAAACUGGAUUCUCAAAAACUAGAUUCCUGGAGAAACUGUGGUAUGCAUAAUAAUCUCAAGUUACCGGACAAAAAUGAAUUUAUUCCUUCGCAAUUCCAGCUGGUAGAACGAGAACAAGAUAAUCCUUCUCAUCCUACCAUCAUUGAGGAGGAUCUACUUGGUAGAUUAUGGUUUAAGCAAGAUGAUGAAUUCCUACUUCCCAAAACUUGUAUUAACAUUGAGAUGAGAUCCCCUGUUGCAUACAGUGAUCCUCUCAGUGCAAACCUGACAUACAUGUUCUCUCUUCUUUUCAAGGAUGAGUUGAAUGAGUAUGUUUAUGCUGCUGAACUGGCAGGACUAGGAUACAGUCUAGCAAACACAAAAGCUGGAAUCACGCUUGCAAUAAAGGGAUACAGUGACAAGCAGAAGGUUUUGUUAGAGAAAAUUAUGGAUAAAUUAACAUCAUUCCAGGUGAACGAGAAGAGGUUUGAUAUUCUCAAGGAAGCUUAUGUCCGAGGAUUGAAGAACUUUGCAGCUGAUCAACCUCAUCAACAUGCAGUAUACUUUAACUCAGUUGUACUUGCAGAAAAGUUCUGGCAUAAAGAGGAAUUAAUAUCCUGCCUGGAUUCCCUUACAGUUGAUGAGCUUAGAGCUUUUAUACCUAGACUCCUGGCUAAUAUCAAGCUUGAGUGCUUGGUGUACGGUAAUAGUACUGCAGAUGAGGCUAAAGAGCUCUAUAAUUAUACAUCCAAGAGAUUAAGAGAAGAAUGUAACUCAAGACCCCUUCUUCCGUCACAGUGUCUCACAGAUAGAGAAAUUCAACUAACUGAUCUUCACGCGGUUUAUAAGACAACAAAUGCAGUACAUAAAGCUUCCUGUAUAGAAGUAUACUAUCAAUGUGGGAUGCAGGAUACCAGAGCGAAUAUGCAGUUGGAGUUGUUGGCCCAGAUCAUCAGAGAAUCAUGCUUUGAUCAGCUAAGAACCAAGGAGCAGCUUGGAUACAUUGUGUUCAGUGGAAUCCGAAGAUCUAGCGGAGCCCAGGGACUCAGGGUUAUCGUUCAGUCGGAGAAGGUUCCAGAGUAUGUUGAUACAAGGAUAGAGGAGUACAUUGCAGGACUAAACCAAACUUUACAGGUUAGCAACCUUAUCCAAUUUAACAGAGAUAUUGUAGAGGUUGAGAUGCUACGUAGCCUGACUAAAGACGACAUUCUACAGUUUUACAAUCAAUAUGUGUCGCACCUUAGUGAACACAGGCGUAAACUCUCCUGUCACGUUGUCAGCACAAUACCUAGUAUCCAGGACACAGCUGCUGACACAACGGUGUCUGUGACAGCUAUGGACGUACCUGAGAGUGAUGGCUCUGUCGGAGAACCUGCUGGCGCUAGAUUAGUUGUUGAUAUUACAGAGUUUAAAAUGUCUCAACCUUUGUUCCCACUGCCCAGACCCUUUACUCCAGUUCAUUCGUUCAAAUCAACUAAACACAAUUCAAAAUAAUAAUAAUUUAGAGAAUAAAUGUCAAUUAUGACAAAUUUGUGUAUACAAUAAUACCAUGUUUUAGCAUAUAGUUGAUAUUAAACUUUACAUGAUAGGAUAAAUCUUUUUGUAUUUGAUUAUUAUUUAAUUUCUGUAAUAAAUGAUAAAAAAUGUGGACUUAAAAA